Pungitius pungitius (ninespine stickleback) is the source of this 1309-nucleotide messenger RNA. It is a transcript of the gene rnf41, whose product is annotated as ring finger protein 41. The coding region runs from base 282 to 1238 and encodes 318 amino acids. Gene Ontology annotation, molecular function: ubiquitin protein ligase activity; zinc ion binding. NCBI's taxonomy places the organism in Eukaryota, Metazoa, Chordata, Actinopteri, Perciformes, Gasterosteidae. The transcript has 7 exons. The record is from RefSeq and is a predicted model, not a curated record. Gene Ontology annotation, biological process: protein ubiquitination.
GUACGUCAUGACGUUUCCACCCGCCUGCGUCAUGACGACGCAGAGCUGUAGGAUGUAGCACAGGACGUGUCUAGCGAGCUACUAGCAACAGUAGGGCGUCAGAAAACACACAAACAUCGGGAUCAGGAUCUGUUCUUGUACAUGUUCAAGCAGUGGUUGUGUCUGUGUCAUCAGACAGAUUAGAUCAGCCAGAUAUGAUGUAUCAUCUUUACAUUGAGAGCUGAAUGGAAGCAUUUGAGGCCUUUUAUGAGUGAGGAGGUUGUGGAUCCCAGUAAUGUACCAUGGGGUACGACAUUACGAGGUUCCAAGGGGAGGUGGAUGAAGACCUGCUGUGCCCUAUAUGCAGUGGAGUGCUCGAAGAACCAGUGCAGGCUCCACACUGUGAGCAUGCCUUCUGCAACGCCUGCAUAACGCAGUGGUUUGCCCAGCAGCAGAUCUGUCCUGUUGACCGCACGGUAGUGACGCUAGCUCACCUUCGACCUGUGCCCCGCAUCAUGCGUAACAUGCUGUCCAAACUUCAGAUCAGCUGUGACAACGCAGGUUUCGGCUGCACAGCCACGCUGCGGCUGGACCAGCUGCAAUCACACCUCAAGGACUGUGAACAUAACCCCAAAAGGCCUGUCAACUGCGAGGAGGGAUGUGGGCAUGAGAUGCCCAAAGAUGAGGUGCCCAACCAUAACUGUAUUAAACACUUGCGGAGCGUCGUCCAGCAGCAACAGACAAAGAUUUCGGACCUGGAGAAAACGGUUGCGGAGCAUAAACACCAGUUGGGGGAACAAAAACGGGACAUUCAGCUGCUAAAAGCCUACAUGAGAGCAAUCCGCAGUGCUAAUCCUAACCUCCAAAACCUCGAGGAGAGCAUUGAGUACAACGAGAUCUUGGAGUGGGUGAACUCCAUGCAGCCCGCCAGAGUCACACGCUGGGGGGGCAUGAUCUCCACCCCCGACGCCGUGCUUCAAGCCGUCAUCAAGCGCUCCCUCAUCGACAGCGGCUGUCCCCUCUCAAUCGUGAACGACCUGAUCGAGAACGCCCACGAGCGAAACUGGCCGCAGGGACUGGCCACGCUGGAGACGCGGCAGAUGAACAGGCGCUACUACGAGAACUACGUCGCCAAGCGUAUCCCUGGCAAGCAGGCCGUGGUGGUGAUGGCCUGCGAGAAUCAGCAUAUGGGGGAGGACAUGAUCCUGGAGCCGGGCCUGGUGAUGAUCUUUGCACACGGAGUGGAGGAGAUAUUAUAACUUGACAGCGUACUGACCUGCUCCAGAGACGAGCGGGAAGAGCCUUUCCCACGGGGGGGGGGUGGGGCGAG